UGUUGGUGUUGUUCAGUGUUGUUGGUUGGUUGUGUGGCUCUUGAAGAUUUUGUGGUUAUAAAUUGUAUAUUGAUCUUUUUUAUCAGAAGCUAUGGAUAAUAUAGAUGAAGUAAUAGAUUUAAAACCCCCAACAGAUGCUGCUUUUAAUAAUAAAUCAAUAAGUUUGGAAAGCGUUAAACCAGAAAUUAAUAUUUCCGAAGAAUAUAUAAAUGGAUCAUCAGAUAAUAAGUUUGAAUUCUCGAAAGAAGCUGGGAAAAAAGUCUGUCAGUGUACCAUAUGUGGCUUCCAAACGCUAUAUAAAUCAAAUCUUCAUCAACACAAAAAAACUCACUUGGCACGGGAAGAACGACAACUGCUUCCUUGUGGGCACUGUGGCAAGAAAUAUGCAAGAAAACAAACCUUAGAACAUCACCUUGAGGAGAACCAUACUGAUUCCAGGGCGAAAGAAUUGAUUAAAUCACAGAAAAAGGUCUAUAGAUGUUCCUCAUGUAGCUACCAAACACAAAAUACUUCAGGUUUGAGCCAUCACAAGAAGGUUCAUUUGCCACCGGAAGAACGUCAGUUGUUUGCUUGUGCGCAUUGUGAGAAAAAAUAUACGUUAAAAACGAACUUAAGACGUCACUUUCAGGAUACUCAUACUGAUUCCAGGACGAAAAAAGUGAAGAAACCACCAAAAAAGGUCUACAAAUGUACCAUAUGUGACUAUCAGACACCAUAUAGCUCAACUAUUAGGCGACACAAGAACGUUCACUUGGUAGAGGAAGAACGACAGAUGUUUGACUAUGCGCAGUGUGACACGAAAUAUAGACCAAAAAAUGGUUUACAAUAUUCAAGGAUGAAGGAAUUGGAGGAAUCGCAGAAAAAGGUCUAUAGAUGUACCAUAUGUAACUACCAAACGUUACAUAGGCCCAAUCUUUACAAACACAAGAAAGUUCACUUGGCAUUAGAAGAACGACAGAUAUUUGCUUGUGCGCAGUGUGACAAGAAAUAUAUGUCAAAUCGGAGGUUACAAGAUCACAUUAAGCGUAAUCAUAUUGAUUCGAGAAAUCCUGAUAUAUCUGCUGAAGUGAUAUUAGAUUCUUUAAAAAUGGAAAUUGAUGAUCACGCUCUGCUUUUGGAUGAAUUUACAAAUGAUGAAUGUCCGGCUGUGACUAAUGAAGUAAAAUCGGAAGGUUUUAUAAAAACAGAACCUGAUUAUAUCGCUCUGAGUCUGAAUAAAGACAUGCACGAUGACUUUAAAAAUUCUGAAUGUUUAUCUGAGACAUAUGAAGUAAAAUCAGAUUUUAUAAAAAUGGAACUUGUUGAUGUCGCUCCGUUUUUGAAUAAACACAUAUAUGAUAGUUUUAAAAAUACCGAAAAUUUAUCUGUAACUAAGAAAGUGAAGUUGGAAAAUUUUAUAAAAAUGGAAUCUGACAAUGACGUUCCUUUAGAUGAAGAAAAUAUUAUAUUGUAGCUUUAUUUUGGUUAAUUACAAAAUCCGUAAUAUAAUCAGUAAUUUGAAGUUUUUGUGAUUACACUGUUUAAUAUUAAUUACACAACAU
This is a messenger RNA of Sitophilus oryzae (rice weevil), 1541 nucleotides long. RefSeq names its product PR domain zinc finger protein 5-like. The transcript has 11 exons. The coding region runs from base 92 to 1453 and encodes 453 amino acids. Gene Ontology annotation, cellular component: nucleus. The record is from RefSeq and is a predicted model, not a curated record. NCBI's taxonomy places the organism in Eukaryota, Metazoa, Arthropoda, Insecta, Coleoptera, Curculionidae.